Molecule: messenger RNA, 1026 nt
Organism: Spodoptera littoralis (African cotton leafworm)
Lineage: Eukaryota; Metazoa; Arthropoda; Insecta; Lepidoptera; Noctuidae
Source: the annotation of a GenBank genome assembly
AUGACUCUAACUAUGACAAAAAAACUUAGCGAAUGCCAAGCAGAAACUGUGCAAUUUAUGCCCAUAGAAAAGGUAGAAGAUGAAUGUAGAACAGAAGGCUACUGUCAAUCCAGUGGUCUUCUGCGAAGAGGGAAGAAAUUGGAAGACAACAAUAACAUAACCAAAGAGGAGGAGGAGUAUAUCAAUUACCGACAACUCCUCAAAUAUGAACAGGCACCAGAAUAUAUUAAACACAAUCAAUACAUAAGAGAUGGAUAUAGAAAAUUAUUGCCCACAAAACUAUGCUGGGAAAGCAUAUUCUGGUGGACGAAUGAGACUAUGAACAUAUGGACACACAUAUUCGGUUUCUUCUUGCUAUUGUUCCUGACCAUCAAUGACUUGGUGAUCAUAAACAUCCACGCGACGGUCACAGACAAGAUCGUCGCUGGCUUAUUGUUCUCUUGUUUUCUGAUAUGCAUGGCGCUGUCAGCCCUCUACCACACGUUCUCUUGCCGGUCAGAGCACGAUUACAACACGUUCCUCAUGUACGACCUCUUUGGAAUCGCGCUCUCCUUACUGGCCAUCUACACUUCCGGUGUUUAUUACGCGUUCUGGUGUCAUUCUGAACUAAAAACGUUCUACAUGACAUCGGUGACCGUAAUCUUCGUGGUGGCGAUGGUGCUGCAGAUCCCUCGGCUAGGGGUGCCGUACCUCGUGAAGAUGUGCGUGUUCAUCGGCUGGGCAGCCUACGGAGUGUUGCCUACGCUGCACUGGACGUAUACUAUGGGGGGAUUCGACAACCCUAUGGUGCAGAUGUUCUUCCCAAGGGUGAUUGGGAUGUAUGUGAUAAGUGGAACUGCCUUCGUGAUAUACGCCUUUAAGGUUCCCGAGCGUUGGUUCCCAGGCAAGAUGGACUACAUAGGCCACUCCCAUCAAUGGUGGCAUGUGCUGGUAUUAGGAGCUCUGUACUACUGGCACAACUCCGGCAUGAUGUAUGUCCAGUACCGUAUGAACCAUGGCUGUGCUAACACCAUGCGGAUCUUCUAA